AUGUACUCUCCCAUCCAGCUCGCUACCUUUGCUCUUGCCCUCAGCGGCAUUGCAACCGCCCUGCCGGGAAAUACGACCCCAGAAGGCUAUGGCAGCACAAAGACGACCUCCACCACAAAGACGACUCCAGGCGGCUACGGCACGACGAAGACAACAUCGACCACCUCCAAAUCGACCUGCAGUGUCAGCACCAUCUGGACCAAUUCUGUCGGCUCCACCACCAAGUCAGUAAUCAAGUCGACGGUCAUCAGUGUGCCUGGCAAGACGGGAAGCACUUGCACCAAGAAGCAAGUCUCGACCAACAUCCCAAAGACCACUACAGUCACGAAGAAGAAGGACACUGUCGUAACCAGCACCAUCGUCAAAGACGGCCUCGUGCCAUCCGUCAUUGACACAUACACCCUCGUGCCCAGCACCACUGUGAUCGAAAAGCCCACCGUCAUCACCACGACCCUCAGAGAAACCAAGUCGACCACCAUCAAGAAGCCCACCAAGUUCACCACUUCGGUCUCCGGCAAGACGACCAUCACCUCCGUUUACACGGACAGCAAGCCCAAGACAUACACCCAGGUCACUACUAUUCCUACCGUCACGGAGGUCAAGCAAUGCACGCCUACGACUGGCAAGGGCAGUUUGAGCACCAGCCUCACUACCAAGCUCGAGACUAAGCCGAUUACUACCAAGAUUUCGACGACUACUGAGGUCUGCGGUCCAAAGGGUUACGGCAAGGAGUAG
This is a messenger RNA of Zasmidium cellare ATCC 36951, 735 nucleotides long. RefSeq lists its product as uncharacterized. The coding region runs from base 1 to 735 and encodes 244 amino acids. The transcript has 3 exons. The record is from RefSeq and is a predicted model, not a curated record. NCBI's taxonomy places the organism in Eukaryota, Fungi, Ascomycota, Dothideomycetes, Mycosphaerellales, Mycosphaerellaceae.